Molecule: messenger RNA, 1713 nt
Organism: Erigeron canadensis
Lineage: Eukaryota; Viridiplantae; Streptophyta; Magnoliopsida; Asterales; Asteraceae
Exons: 6
Coding region: 1-1638 (545 amino acids)
Source: RefSeq, a predicted model, not a curated record
AUGGCUCUAGGUAGAUUUGAAGAUUUUGCUGCAAAAACUUCAGAAUAUGCAUUUUUCAAGAAAUUGAAGAAUGGUACUUGCAGUCAUAAUGUGAAUGUAGAUCGAAACAAUCAUGAUAGCCAGUUGAAGAGUGAUCGACAGACUGAUCAUAUCAACAGAGAAGAGAUUUCUCAUGUGCAGAAAGAGAGCAUUCAAUGUCCCAUAUCUUCGGCGCAGAUUCACCCUGUUGAGGAAGGACAAAAUGAUACCCGCUAUGACUUUCUUUCAACCCCAGCCCCGAGUUAUCGAACAGAGAACUUCAGGGUAAAGAAUGUAUAUGGAGCCAACACCGCAAAUCUAUCAAUCGGCCGUGUUGCAAAGAAGGCAGAGAAUAAAGGAAUAUUUUCUGCAAAGCGGGAGAAGUUACGCCAGUGGGUUGCAGAAAAUUCAUCAUAUGAUGUCAACAAGCUCUCUUCAAAGGGGUCUGAUUUGGUUUCUGCUCUAAUUAGUCGGAUACUGCCCGAGGACCAAAAGAAUAGUUCUCAGAGAGCUCCCGUGCCAUGUGAAGAUGAAACUGAUUUGCAAUCCAAGCUGUCUUCUUUUUCUGAACAAGAAGAUCCUGAAUUUUACAAAAGAAGAUUGAUUGAUUCUCGCCAUCUAUUGUACUUAGAUGAUGGUUUAUCUAGAUCGACAAAGAGAUAUGUAGAUAUGGAUCUCCUGGAAUGGGAUCCUACGGGUCAAGCUGCAAAGUCUAGUAUUCAAGAUAAUGGCUACCAUACCGAAGGUUACGGUAAAAAAUCCAGCUCUUUCCAUAUUUCAUAUAUGGAUGAUCAUUUUUCCAGAUCAAAAGGGGAACACAUAAAUUUGGAUCCCCUGGAAUGGAAUUCCAAAAGGGAACUCAUGGAUAUGGAUCGCCUGGAUUGGAAUCCUAGGGGCUCAGAAUUAAGUAUUCAACAUAAUCUCUGCCAUUCAGAAGACAGCUUCAAACUUCCAAACUUUGACAUGGAGAGUAUCUUAUCUUUUGACGUGCCUCUCUAUAGUUAUGAAUCUAACAACCCCGAAGAGCUUGAUAAAUCAUAUUUGCAUAAUGGACUUAAACUCUUGGAACCACCACGCCCUCUGUUGUUGGGAUGGGAUCACGGUAAAGAAGAAAAAUAUCAACUUUCUCCACUGAAUUUACACUCAGAAAUCAAUGCAAUCUCAAAUUCACAGAACGAUGACUACCAGAUUUUCAUGCCUAAUUCGUCCAUGUCUUCACCACCCUUGUCUCCUUAUAUCCGUAGACACCUUAAAAAAGAACACUUUUUUGAAUCAUCAACUCUACCAUACACACCAAAACAUCUUAUGCCAGUAGAAGAUUAUCCAUGGCGCAUGAAUGAAUUUUCAAAUGAGACAGAAAACCGUCGUUCAGAUCCUUUUGUAUAUCUGACUCAAUCCCCUGCCAGUAAUCUUUUAAGCUUUCUCAACACAGGCUUACAUUCAUUUGCUGUCAAUUAUGAAAAGGAAGAGAACUUUUUGAGCCCAGAACAUCUAUUCUCGGAAGGUAGAGUAAAAGCUUAUGGUUCAUCUAGAUACAUGGAAACACUUGAGGAUAGACAUUUUAACCACAUCAAAUACCCUUCGUUGCUUGAUGAUUCAAGCUUGAACGAUGAAUUGUAGCAACAUGUAUAAUGCUGUAAUUGUUGUCUCUAGAUCAUGCCAAAUGUGUUAUAAUAUAUUUUCCAGGUUUAGUUA